AUGUCUUCUGAGUCUGACAGUAUCUCUGUCAAUUUCAGAGCUGAAAGUUCCCCGAUGCGCCCUGCUACACACGAAGUUUUGGUAGAUGGAUCAGAUAGCCCCUCACCCCAAAAGUCAUCACCAAACAAGUCUUCAAAAAAUAAGAACACCACACCGAAGAAACAGAAAAUAGCAGACAAAAUGACAAAAGUCCCGACUAUUGAAAAAAAUGAAGAUUCUUCUGAUGUCGAAUAUCCCGGUCAUGAGAAUAGACUCAGCUCAUCAGAAGUCAGCACUACGUAUAGAAAGACUCUUUCUAAAACAAAGACUGUCACCAAGGACGAAGAUGGUGGUGAUGAUAAUGAUGAUGACGACGAAGAAGAUGCCAAGGGAACGGUCACAAAGAAACCCGCUGUUGCUCCCAAAUCCAAGCCUUCUACAACCAAAAAUCUAAAUGCCAAAGUGAAGGAGGAAACCGAACCAUCAGAAGACGCAUCUCCAAAUGUAUCUGAUGCUGACACCAAAAAGGCUGCACCAGUUGCUAAGUCCAAAAAGAGACCUGCUGCUGCCAUUUCCACGGCCGCCGGAGCUCGCAAGAAAGCCAAGCUACCAGCAAAUGCCUACAAUCCCGAAUGUUAUGCCGAUUUGAACAGGGAAGACAAGUUAUUGUUUGAUCUCAAAUCCGAAAGUCCAGAGGCUUCAUGGAAGGAACUUGUUGUUCAGUUUAACCUGGAGAUACAGGGAAAUCCUGAGCUUAAAUCUGAUGCGCUUAGAAAAAGAUGGCCAAGAGUCAAGGCUGCAGCGACUGAAAUCAAACACGGUGAUAUUCAAAAGAUGUGCAUCUCCAAGCAAGACAUGGAAGUCCAACUCGAGAAUACGAGAGAUGAGCUGUUGGCAAAAUUUGAAAGAGAGAGAGAAGCUGUGUUGCGAAAAUUCAAGACUGAAAUGUGGACUGAAAUUGCUAAGAACGUUGGCCAAAACGGUGGUAACGAAUAUGAACCUGCUAUUCUGCAAAGAAAGUAUGAACUCUAUAAGCGUCAGGGUCGUAUCGAUGACAACGAUAGAUACUUGGCAUGGACUGAGGAGGAUGAAAAUAGCGUGGAAGCAGAAGCGCAGGAUGACGAGGAAGAAGAUGCCAAUGAAGAAGAAGACGACGACGAAAAAAACGAAGAUGAUGACGAAGAAGAAUCCGGCGCCCAAGAGGACGCAAAUGGUCAAGAUGAGAUCGAAGUCGACAUCAAAGGAGAAGACACCAACAUGUCUGAAGCCGAUGCUUGA
Molecule: messenger RNA, 1257 nt
Organism: Botrytis byssoidea
Lineage: Eukaryota; Fungi; Ascomycota; Leotiomycetes; Helotiales; Sclerotiniaceae
Exons: 3
Coding region: 1-1257 (418 amino acids)
Source: RefSeq, a predicted model, not a curated record